AUGCCACAACAAAUUUAUUCGUAUUCCCCAACAACUCCCACAAGUCCACUCGCUUAUUCAACUUCGUCACAUGGAUCUAUACCGAUCCCAAUUACUAACCAAAGAAAAGCGAGCGUGUUUUACCCAAGUCGUAAUAAUCACACUCGUUCUUCUUCCAGUAGUUCCGGGUUUAUUGAUACACCAUCCCUAACGACUUCAUCGUCUACGCCUAAUAGUUUUAGGUCGAUGAGACAUAAUUCGUUACAUGGUCAAUUUAGUAUCGGUAGUUUAGUAGGCAGUUAUGAGGAAUCAAUACUAAAUGGUCGUAUGUCCACGUUCCCAUCAAAGCCAAUUACCUUUAUUGCACAAAUAGGAGUAUUAGGUAGAGGAAAGUGUAAACAAUCAUUAAAAUGUCCUCCACAUAUUAAUCUUACAUUUCCUGCACAUUUUUAUGAGUUACAAGAUGUUGAUAAUCCAGUGACACCAUAUGUUGGAAACGUUGAUUUAGAAAAUGGAUUGACUGGUGAAAGAUUUAAAAAAUUUUCUGGUGGUUAUCGAAUCCCAUUGAAAGGACAAUUACAAAUAGUUAUAAAAAAUUUAAAUAAAACUGCUGUAAAAAUUUUUUUAGUUCCUUAUGAUUUAUCAGAUAUGCCGCCAGGCACAAAAACUUUUAUCAGACAAAAAUCUUAUACAAUUCCUUCAUCUUAUAAUUCAAUGAUCCAAUAUUAUGGUGUGGGGGAUAAAACCAAUAACAAUAAUAAUGAUUCAUUCACAAAGUCGACUUUAAGAUAUGCUAUUCAUUUACAGUUUUGUUCUCCGGCAAAGAAAAAAGUUUAUCUUUACAAAUAUGUUAGAGUUGUAUUUGCAAAUAGAGUUCCUGACGGAAGCGAAAAAUUGAAUGUUGUUAAUAUUGGUCCUGGUGAGCCUAAAUAUGUUCCAAUGGGAAGUUUGAAUCUCAAAGGAUUAUUAGGUUUAGGUUUGGUUGAAGAAAAUCAACAAGAUUCUGAUAAUGAUGGUAGGCAAGAUGAGGAGAGACAGAGAAGGGAGAAAAAGAAAACAAUAAAAAAAGACGGUGUUAAUAUUGGAAAAAUUAUUGGAAGUAAUGGUGGUUCUGCCUUAUCUGAAAAAUUCAGACAAAUCUCUAAGGACAACGACGAGAAAUCUUCAAGUAUGAUUAUUGAUGGUGAAUAG
This is a messenger RNA of Rhizophagus irregularis DAOM 181602=DAOM 197198, 1170 nucleotides long. RefSeq lists its product as uncharacterized. NCBI's taxonomy places the organism in Eukaryota, Fungi, Glomeromycota, Glomeromycetes, Glomerales, Glomeraceae. The record is from RefSeq and is a predicted model, not a curated record.